ACGUCGCGGAGCCAGAGGCCGCCAAAGUCCUCACGGCUCGUGGAUCCCAAGUCGUUGACAUCUGUGACAUCUGCUUCCAGGAGCGUCAGAAUGUCGUUGACCGCGACGGCGCGCGAAGAUCUGCGUCUGCAAGCCUUCGCCAACGCUUCGAAUUAUAAUACCAUGGAGAGAGGUGACUUACCGGAGACUAAGGCUAGACCUAAUAUUUUCAAAAACACUUUGCUCGCUCUCCUAAUAAUGCUCAUUGCCCUGGUACUCCUAAUCUACAUUGGCGUCCCUCUCAGUAUAAACCUCUCAACGACUGUGCGUCGGCAAAUCUUGUUCCUGAGUUUCCUGACUAGCUCCGAGGGACUCUCGGAUCCUGAAAGCUUCGGUCUCAAUUGUUCAAGAAACUUCUUCACAACGUCAGAUCCCGGAGUAAGGAUUGCUUCGUGGUACAUGCAGUCACAAGAUAUGCCUUGCUUUGCCGACAAAGAAUGGUUUCCCGGGAACUCGUCGACCGUGCUUUAUCUUCAUGGGAUAACUAGAACCAGGAGUGCGAGGAAUCGCCUGGAACUCAUGCAGAAGAUGGCAGGUCGAGUGAAGACUCAUGUCGUCGCCAUCGACUAUCGCGGCUUCGGGGACUCCACAAACGAGACGCCGAGCUUGAGCGGCGUUGUCAACGAUUCUCUUGCUGCAUACAAAAGACUUCGAAAUAUCAUGCCGAAUAGCAAGAUUAUUAUCUGGGGUCAUUCCCUUGGAACAUCCGUGACCAUGUAUCUGGCGAGGAAGCUCCAUGAGCAAGACGACGAUCCUGCAGCGAUAAUCCUGGAAGCCGCAUUGGACAGCGUGGGCAAUGUCAUCGUCCACAACCGGCUCUCGAAACCAUUUAAAUGGAUACCGUGGUUCGACGAAAUAUUCGUGAAACCCUUCGAGAACGAUCCUGCCGUGGAUUUCAAUAGCACCGCGCAAGCCUCAUCACUGAAUCCAAAGGUUCCGAUGCUCAUGCUGCACGCUGAAGAUGAUCAAACCAUUCCUUUCGAAAAUGGCUUUAGUCUGUAUGAAACCAUCAGGGAUGCCCGCAAAGGCGUGGAAAACGCAGCUCCGGUGACUUUCGUCCCCUUCAGAGCCGCGCAUGGCUUUGGGCACAGCUCGAUAGUUUUCUACGGCAAACUCUCGGACCUAGUCCUAGGGUUCCUCGGCUCAAAUCCUGUCGGACCCUCGGAAGUUCUGCCCGAGAUCUGAGGAUCGUCGUCGAUGGGAGCAGGCUCAUCAAGGAAUGGAAGGCACAAUCUCAUGAACGCCAUUUUGUAUAGCUCCGGAGAUCUCGAACGCCCUCGAGAGUCUGUAUUUAAGUUUCCGUCUCAGAUGUGGACCUGGUCAGCGUAUGUUCGCUCCGCGUAGCUUCUGUGAUUUUUUGAAUGCGUGAAUGAAGGAUUCUCGCAUGUGAGCGGAUCUGUAAUCUAUACAAAUACCUCGCAGUCCUCCCCCAACUCCCGGAAAAAACUAUUACAUGGACACGAGAAACUGAAGAGCCCUUGUGGAAAACCCGGCAUGGGGCUUUGGAGGAAUGACUGAUCCGAAUGGAA
Messenger RNA from Galendromus occidentalis (western predatory mite), 1568 nucleotides. RefSeq names its product monoacylglycerol lipase ABHD12. Gene Ontology annotation, biological process: monoacylglycerol catabolic process; phosphatidylserine catabolic process. Gene Ontology annotation, cellular component: endoplasmic reticulum membrane. The coding region runs from base 91 to 1224 and encodes 377 amino acids. The transcript has 2 exons. Gene Ontology annotation, molecular function: phosphatidylcholine lysophospholipase A1 activity; monoacylglycerol lipase activity. The record is from RefSeq and is a predicted model, not a curated record. NCBI's taxonomy places the organism in Eukaryota, Metazoa, Arthropoda, Arachnida, Mesostigmata, Phytoseiidae.